AUGACCUUGCUGGUACAUGCUGUACUCCAGUGUUUUGUUGGGAAAAGCAGUGUCAGCCAGCGCAUGGGAAGGCGAGCAUGGCCUUGCCCUAGUGCUGUGAAGGGAAUGGACCUGGAACGGAGAAGCUCUGCAAUUACUGCCACUCCCUUGGGAAGCAAAGGUGUCAAUAAAUCAGAGAGAGCUGAAAACCAUCCUGUCGAUGAUAAUUCCAAUUGCUUCAAGUGCAAACAGGACACAAUCCUUGUAGAUUACCCUGAGCUGAGCCAGCCCUCUGCAGAAGAGCUGGCAGAAGGAAUGGAGGACAUGGAAGAUGAGGAGUAUCUGUGCAAUGAAACCCUGCUAUCUGAUCUCACCAUGGGAAGGGGCUGUCGUGAUUUAAUGCAGAAAAAGGAAGAGAUAACUGGCAUCAGUGAAGAGAAGAGGGACCUUCAUCACAGCCAAAGUGUUGAGGAGUGCUGCUGUUGUUACAAGAAUGAUGAUCCUGCUGUCAUAACAAAGAAUGCUGGAUUCCACUCUGAGCGCUGCAGAGAAGCAGAAGAGCCAGCCCAAGAGGACCCAUCUGUAGAGUCUGAAAAAGAAUAUGCAGCACUGGAAAAGCAAAAAGCCAGUGGUUUAGAUGAAACAGGCACAAAGAGAAACUGCAACAUGGAAGGACUUGAGAAAUAA
Pelecanus crispus (Dalmatian pelican) is the source of this 666-nucleotide messenger RNA. NCBI's taxonomy places the organism in Eukaryota, Metazoa, Chordata, Aves, Pelecaniformes, Pelecanidae. The record is from RefSeq and is a predicted model, not a curated record.